Messenger RNA from Lachnellula hyalina, 978 nucleotides. Its product is annotated as Cytochrome c peroxidase, mitochondrial. The transcript is spliced from 3 exons. Bases 1 to 978 code for a protein of 325 amino acids. The record is from RefSeq and is a predicted model, not a curated record. Lineage: Eukaryota; Fungi; Ascomycota; Leotiomycetes; Helotiales; Lachnaceae. Gene Ontology annotation, biological process: hydrogen peroxide catabolic process; response to reactive oxygen species; cellular response to oxidative stress. Gene Ontology annotation, molecular function: peroxidase activity; heme binding.
AUGUAUGCAACACAGUUUCAAAAUUACCUCGCCAGUUCAUGGGCUGCCGUAUUGUAUCUCGUCGCCGUAGGUGCCAUUGGUUACUAUCUGUGUGCCAAGAAUGCCCUUUUUGGUCUUGGUAAUGUCAAGCCAACGAAGGAGGAGUAUCAAAAAGUAUAUAACGAAAUCGCGAGCCGUUUAGAAGAGGACUACCAUUAUGAUGAUGGCAGCUACGGUCCUAUUCUAGUUCGUCUUGCGUGGCAUGCUAGUGGUACCUACGAUACGGAAACAGGCACAGGUGGCAGUAAUGGUGCCACUAUGCGAGUCUGCCCCGAGAGUCUCCAUGGUGCUAAUGCCGGACUUAAUAUCGCUCGAAAUUUCCUCGAGGAUGUUAAAACUAAGUUUCCGUGGAUCACUUACGCUGACCUAUGGAUUCUUGGUGGUGUCGCCGCUAUUCAAGAGAUGGAAGGGCCUAUUAUACCAUUUCGACCCGGACGGAAAGAUAGAGACUCCACUUUCUCUCCUCCUGAUGGACGCCUCCCCGACGCAUCUCAGGGAGCUCAACAUCUCCGAACCAUAUUUAACCGCAUGGAUUUCAACGAUCAAGAAAUAGUGGCUCUCUCAGGUGCCCAUAGUCUUGGCCGCUGUCACACUGAUCGACUGGGUUUCGAUGGCCCCUGGACCUACACACCUUCCAGCUUUAGUAACCAAUACUAUGUUAUGCUUACGAGUGACUUUUGGAAAGUUCGCAACUGGGAUGGCCCUCGCCAGUUUCAAGGCAGCUCGAGUCAGACACUUAUGAUGCUUCCUACCGACCUUGCCCUUGUCCAGGACGAAAUGAUGAAGCCAUGGGUUGAGAAGUAUGCCAAUGAUAGCAACCUUUUCUUUCAUGAUUUCAGCAACGUACUGUUGAAAUUGUUUGAGCUUGGUGUGCCAUUUGAGAAAAGCACCGAGAGAUGGACUUUCACUCCUACUCAAGCGCAAAAAUUAGCUAUUUGA